This is a messenger RNA of Andrographis paniculata, 333 nucleotides long. Its product is annotated as MLP-like protein 423. Lineage: Eukaryota; Viridiplantae; Streptophyta; Magnoliopsida; Lamiales; Acanthaceae. Bases 1 to 333 code for a protein of 110 amino acids. Gene Ontology annotation, biological process: defense response. The record is from RefSeq and is a predicted model, not a curated record. The transcript is spliced from 3 exons.
AUGGUGGAAUUGAAAUCGAGCACAAACAAGAUAUGGGAGGCCCUAAGGAACUCGACCACUUUGUUCCCCAAAGCCAUGCCUCACAGAUAUAAGAGCAUUGAGGUCCUCAAAGGUGAUGGACAGUCUGAAGGCUCGAUUCGUCUAGUUAAACUAAAAUCCGAAAACAAUUUCAAUUGGAAGACUAUGGUGAGCUCGAAAGGGGAUGGCUCCAUGGUGAAGUGGUCGUGUAACUACGACAAGGCCAAUGAAUAUUUUCCAAAUUCCGACAUCAUCAAGGAAUUCACAUUCAAGAAAUUUCAGGAACUCGAUGCUUAUCUUAUCAAAUCCAUGUAA